Salvia miltiorrhiza (redroot sage) is the source of this 1380-nucleotide messenger RNA. RefSeq names its product reticulon-like protein B5. The transcript has 6 exons. The record is from RefSeq and is a predicted model, not a curated record. The coding region runs from base 309 to 1181 and encodes 290 amino acids. Lineage: Eukaryota; Viridiplantae; Streptophyta; Magnoliopsida; Lamiales; Lamiaceae.
AAGAAAAGAAUAAUUCUUCUACUGUAGAAAAUAAAAAGAAAAAAAGAAUUGGCCGAAAAUUAAGGGCAACAUACGGUUAAGUUGGAUAUCCACUAACACAAUAUGCUCAUAAUACGUUGGCCUCGUUGAAUAUUUCAGUUACCCAAAACACACACAAACUUAACCAAAACCAAAAUCAAAAUCGAAAUAUUCUGCUCAGAUCUCUUCCACAUCAAGAAUUUUUCACAAGUAAUUUUACUCAUUAUGUUUUGAUUCAUUCUAUUACAUCUUUAUUCAAAAUUCUUUGUUGCAAUUUAUGCAUCGAGAAAAUGGAUCAAGAAUUUGAGGACUCGUCAGAAGAGAAGCUUAAUAACGAUGAUGAACACCAAGAACAAGGCCGGGGCCUAGGCCUAGAUCAAGACGAAGAACAAGACCAAGUGCAAGACCUAGGUCUAAGCCAAGGGCAAGGGCAAGGGCAAGGGCAACAGCAUGGGCAUGUGCAUGAGCAUGGGCAAGGGCAGGUGCAAAGCCCGACAGAAGGGCAAAGCCCGGCUGAAGGGCAAGGGCAAGGGCGAGGCCUGGGGCAUCUCUUUGGUCGCCAGAAACCGGUGCACAGCGCUCUUGGCGGUGGCACAUCCGCGGAUGUGAUUCUAUGGCGGAACAAGCAGAUGUCUGCAGCGCUGCUAGCCGGCUCGACUGUCAUAUGGCUCCUCUUCGAAUGGAUAGGCUAUCAUCUCAUCCCUUUCAUCUGCCAUUUCCUCAUUCUCGCUUUGGCCUCGCUCUUCCUAUGGUCGAACCUCGCCUUCUAUGUUCACAAGGCGCCUCUCAACUUCCCUGAAAUCGAGUUGCCACAGGAUUUGUGCAUGACCGUUGCUCUCCUACUACGCGACAGAUGCAACCAAGGUAUCAGUAUGUUGUGGGAGGUGGCUUCCGGGAAGGAUUUAAAGAGGUUUCUGACUGCAAUUUUCGCCCUAUGGAUCAUCUCUAUUGUCGGGAGCUGGUUCGACUUCCUGACUAUCGUCUACAUCAUUAAUGUGUUGAUUCUGACGAUGCCCCCGUUGUAUGAGAAGCACGAGGAUCAAGUGGAUUCUUACGCUCUAAAGGCGAAAGCCAAACUCAAGAGACAGUACAGCAAACUGGAUGAAAAGCUUCUUCAAAAGCUACCAAAAGUUCCAUUCAUCUCAGACAAUAAGCAGCACUGAUGAAAAAUCGGAAAUCUAGAAUGCUCGUAUAUUUAGUGCUGAUAAAGAUCCUAAACCUAGUCAUGAUUUAGGGUGAAGGAUCUGCCUUUACAUUUGUUUCGGUUUAUCUUGACUUAGUAAGUCUAUGAUCACAUUUCUGGAUAUCUGUUCAGUUACACAACAGCGCGUUUAUAUACUACUUAUGCUCGUUCAAUUUUUA